AUGGCCCUUCACCCCAGCGAUCCGGCGCCGAGAUUUUCGGCUGAACGCGAACCGGAGCAAUCGGAGGACGAUGAGGACGACCCGAUGUCCCACGAGAAGGAGCGGAAGCGCCGCAACGCGAUUAACUGGCGACAAAAUAUGGCGGACAUGCGCAGGAGACACGAGGCCCUGACAGAUGAGUCGAAACAAUUGGAACAAGAGUCCGCGAGGCUACAGCAAACGCUCGAAGCUGUAAAUAAGCAAAUCGCAGAACGGGAGGCUGAGGUUGAACUGCUCGAACAACAGCUACGCGGGCAG
This is a messenger RNA of Mesorhabditis spiculigera, 297 nucleotides long. The record is from the annotation of a GenBank genome assembly. NCBI's taxonomy places the organism in Eukaryota, Metazoa, Nematoda, Chromadorea, Rhabditida, Rhabditidae.